AUGUCUACUAAAGCGCUUAUCAUCACGUGGAUCAGCAUGUGUGUGAUCCUGUUGUACAGCAAUUCAACGCUCUGGAUCGUCGUGGCUUCUUCAAUGGCUUUUGCGACGAUUCGGGUAGUGAUUGUCCCGCUUGCUUUAUCCAAGGUGAAGUCGUUUCCUGCCUUGUCGACGUUCAGCCAACUUUUGUGCAGCAAUACAGCAGUAUCAAUACUGCAUUCGGCACUAUCGUCGGCGCUUGCAAUUUUUGCACUGCUUACGUCACACUCACUACAUGGCGAUUACGUAAAUACUGUCACGAGAAGCGAAUUCGUCGCCACCUCUGUUUCAACGGGAUACUUUGCGUAUGACUUGUGGGAUUACGUGGUGAACGGUCUUUACAUCAAGUCUCCAGGCAUCGUUCUACACCACGUAGUGGUGCUCAGCUGCUACAUUUCUGCGCUCACCAGAAAGUCUUCAUUAUUACGAUGGGUCUGGCGCGCGCAGUGGACAUCUUUCGCCUUGGUUCGGUUCUUGCCUCACGUGAUCGUUGCCGUGCUGACAUAUCAAGCAAGACGUCUAUUUGAGCACCAGCUGUAUUUUGUCAUGGCGUUCAGUGGAAUCAUAUUCAUUAACGUGCUUAAUGCUCAGCUUCUCCUCCAUUCAAUAACUGUUAUAGAGCGAUUGAUUGCAUCACGAAGAAGCAAACGCACUUAA
This is a messenger RNA of Peronospora belbahrii, 693 nucleotides long. The record is from the annotation of a GenBank genome assembly. Lineage: Eukaryota; Oomycota; Peronosporomycetes; Peronosporales; Peronosporaceae.